This is a messenger RNA of Symbiodinium natans, 936 nucleotides long. NCBI's taxonomy places the organism in Eukaryota, Dinophyceae, Suessiales, Symbiodiniaceae. The record is from the annotation of a GenBank genome assembly.
AUGCAGGUGACGGACGGCUCUGGAAGGCUGGGAAAUAAUCUGGCGUUCAUCCUUCGUGGCCUGCUGUUUGCCAAGCUCACGAACCAUGCGGUGGUAAAUCUGAACUUGAUUACCAAGUCUUUGCGGGAGAUUUUUGACGGGAAGGCAGUCUUGCCGUUGGGCAGCUCGAGAGUGGAAGGAAAUCGUUUCUGCCCUGAGAAGUCUGACAAGCGCCAAUUAGGUAAGCCUGUGUACAACUUCCAGGGUGAAAGAUGCAAGGGAAGCAAAGCACAGGACUUUCGAACUAUGGCGCUCGAGCAUCUCUCACUAGCAUUUCUACCCGAGUUUCGGCAGUGCUUGGACCGAUACAGCGACGAAGAAGCUGCCAAGGAGUUGACAAUUCAUUUGAGGGGUCAGGACCUUUGGGGCCUCGCAGAGUUCGAGCUCACUUCAGACAAGCCCAUCCCAAUGGAGGCGAACGCGCACCAUUGGUUGUGGCACCAGCCGCCUUGCACCAUGUAUCGAAAGAUCAUCGUGGAAGAAGGCUUUAAGAAAGUGCUUGUGGUGACCAGCCCAGAUCUGAGACAUGUCUGCAUCGAAUGGCUGAAAUCGAACGCGGCGGCUCUCGGCAUCGAGGUCACUGUGCAAGCUCACAGUUUGCGGGAGGACUUUUGCGCUUUGGCGCGGGCUUCCAACCUUGUUCUUUCCUUCUCGACACUCGGGGACAACGCGGCUGUGCUCAAUAAGAGACUCAAGAAGUUGUUCUUCCGGGAAUUUGCUCAGACGCACUCCUUGCUGGACUGUGACCUUUGGCCGGAGACGUCCCUGUACCAGUACACCAUGCCGAUCAACGAAGGAAGCCAUCAGCCAUAUGGGAACACGUACCGGGAGGUCAUCAACUGGUUCACCAACUACGAUGAAUCGCAGAUCUCCAAGCACGCGGGCUGCAAGCGUUGA